AGAGUACGCUCGUUGAAAUGCUAAAAAUCUCUACUCAGAAAAAACUGAUCUCUGUUUCAUCUUCCCAUCAAAAGCGCAGAGAUUAGAUUUUGGAAUCGCCGACUUUCAGUUUCAGACCCAAAAACAAAAAAAAAUUAAAAAAAAAAAAUGAGUUACCAGAGAGUCCACGAAGAACCCUAUCCUCCACCUCCUCCAGGUUACGGAUCUCCAUACCCUCCACCGCCGGGAUACCCACCCCCUCCGGGGCCGGCGCCACCGCCUCCGGGAUAUCCGGGAUACCCACCACCGCCGCGUCCUCCUCCUCCGUACGAAGGGUACCAGGGUUAUUUCGCCGAAGGAUAUCCACCACCGCCUCCUCCUCCUCCUGGACCUCCUCCGCCUCAAUUCCAGCACUAUCACUACGAGCACCACCGUGACGACGACGACGGUUGUUCCUCUUUCUUACGUGGCUGUUUGGCUGCUCUUUGCUGCUGUUGUGUUUUGGAGGAAUGUUGCUUCUGAUGACUUGAUGCAUGAAUUACGUAUUAAGUUACGUAUUAAGUUUACCUUUGUUUUCUUGCUAUCGCGUGCUGGAGGACUGCACUUGAAGCUUUAUGAUAAAUUGCAACGUGAUGUAUUUGUGGUCUUGUAAUUAUUUUGUUACCCUUGUUAUGUAGUUACUAAUAAUGUUCUAUAACAUGGUUUAUUCGGGGUUUAUGUGCCCAUUUUAUAUUUA
Messenger RNA from Ziziphus jujuba (common jujube), 715 nucleotides. RefSeq names its product cysteine-rich and transmembrane domain-containing protein WIH2. Lineage: Eukaryota; Viridiplantae; Streptophyta; Magnoliopsida; Rosales; Rhamnaceae. The record is from RefSeq and is a predicted model, not a curated record. Bases 148 to 501 code for a protein of 117 amino acids. The transcript is spliced from 3 exons.